AUGUAUGCGCUUAUCAUUCUCUCCUUAUUUGUUUUCUUAGCGCUAGCAAUUACACUGCCUCAAAAAUAUGACUAUAUCGUUGUCGGUGGUGGUACUACCGGACUUGUCGUUGCAAACAGACUGAGUGAAGAUCCGAAGAGAACUGUUCUCGUGAUUGAGAAUGGCGCCCUCGGUAACAGUACACUUUCCAGCAUCCCCGGCAACUCAGGAGGUAUUAACCUCGCUGCCAUGUACGACAUGCAUAGUGCGCCAGUUCCAAACCUCGGAAAUCAAAGCUUCUUGGUAACAGUUGGCAAUGUUGUAGGUGGAGGUUCUUAUGUCAACGGUAUGCAAUUCGACAGGGGCGCUGAUGCAGACUACGAUGCGUGGGGUGAACUUGGGAAUGGGGACUGGGAUUGGAACGGGCUGAAGCCUUACUUUAUGAAGAGUAACCACUUCGAUGCACCGCAUGAAGACACAAUCAAGGCCUUUGGUAUGACGUACGACACGAAGGCUUAUGGAGAUGGCCCGUUGAAGGUAUCCAUUCCGGACUACCAGUUCCCGGACAUGAAGACCAUUUAUCACUCGUGGGAUAAGGCCGAUAUUCCUCACCCACGUGAGGGUUUUGCAGAGCCUGUCGGCCAUUACUGGUCACCAAAUUCCGUCAACAAGGACACGGGUAUGCGUAGUACAUCACGUACCACAUACUACGAUGGCAUCGUGUCGCGUAAGAACCUGAAGCUGUUACCCAACACCACAAUAAUCUUCUCCGAAGAUGGAUUCAGCGCCUUGACUGCUAUAGGUGUCAAAUACACGUCAAAGGACACAAAACAGCAAGUACAGGCUUAUGCAACAAAGGAAGUCAUUCUUGCAGCCGGUGGUGUAUUCACACCGCACUUGCUAAUGUACUCUGGUAUUGGACCAAAAGAUGUCCUUGAGGCUGCUAGCAUUUCUGUCAGAAAGGUAAUCCCAAAACCAUUCACAUUGUGCAUCUCUGUGCUGACGAUUCCCGCUUCCAAGAAUCUUCCCGCGGUAGGCUCCAAUUUCCAAGACCAUGUAGCCAACUACAUGAACUUCGAGCUUGAGAACCUGAAUCCUGAGAAUAUGGAUGCCCUCAACACUAACGCGACCUUCAAUCAAACUGCCUAUGAUCAAUACCUGAAGUCGCAUACCGGCCCUUACUCCGUCGGCAAAGCCAAUGGCCUUGUCUUCAUUGCACUCCAGCAUUUCGACUCAAACUUCAACAAAACAGUCUCGAAACUGGAAUCCCAGGAUGCCUCCAAGUACCUACCCCCACGCUAUGCCGCGGAUGCUAAGCUCCUCGCCGGCUUCAAAGCGCAGCGCGCCAUUCUCGCGAAACAGUUCUCUGGAACCUCUGCUGCGGUAGGCGAGCUUGUGAUCCAGCCCUGGGGAUUCUCCGGUAUCGCGAACAACAAACCUCUCUCACGAGGCACCAUCACACUCAACACCACGCAUCCAUCUGCCUACCCUAUUGUCCAAUGGAACACAUUCCAAAAUCCCAUUGACGCUGAUGUCAUGUACAAGCCCGUUGAGACGGUGCCAGGCCCGCAGUACCAAACUGAUACGGAUAUCAUCCGAGGGGGUGUUAUUUCUGGGUCGCUGCAACCUACAUUUGCACAUCCUAGUGGAGGAUGCAGCAUGAUGCCAGAGAAGCUGGGGGGUUGUGUUAGUGAUAAGUUGUUAGUGUAUGGGGUCAAGCGCCUAAGUGUUGUGGACGCAAGCAUCAUUCCUAUGAUUCCAGCGGCGCAUUUGCAAGCCACCAUGUAUGCGGUUGCUGAGAAGGCAGCUGAUAUUAUCAAGAGUAGGAUGUAA
This is a messenger RNA of Pyrenophora tritici-repentis Pt-1C-BFP, 1812 nucleotides long. RefSeq lists its product as uncharacterized. Gene Ontology annotation, biological process: secondary metabolite biosynthetic process. The record is from RefSeq and is a predicted model, not a curated record. Lineage: Eukaryota; Fungi; Ascomycota; Dothideomycetes; Pleosporales; Pleosporaceae. Gene Ontology annotation, molecular function: flavin adenine dinucleotide binding; oxidoreductase activity, acting on CH-OH group of donors.